Solanum pennellii is the source of this 3808-nucleotide messenger RNA. RefSeq lists its product as uncharacterized. The transcript has 9 exons. The record is from RefSeq and is a predicted model, not a curated record. Bases 2366 to 3475 code for a protein of 369 amino acids. Lineage: Eukaryota; Viridiplantae; Streptophyta; Magnoliopsida; Solanales; Solanaceae.
UCAUUCAAGUAAGCCAAUCUCUUGGUAGUCUUCUUUCAAUUAGAUCCUUUUCAUAUUCAACAGUUUAGUUCUGCCAGUAGUCCUAGUUGCGGUGUUAGUUAAAGCCGCAGCAAUUGAUCGCCUUACAGAGCCCGAGAGGUCUCAUAUCUAUAUCUAAUGGCUGCUGCUUAUUCUUUUAGAUUCGUGGCAGAAUGUAAUUUGUAAGUAAAGACAGCGGGGACCUUUAGAGAGUUGCUCAUUUGAGCCUUCAGAUUGAAGCUGAAAAUUAUAUUUGAUUUUGCAUAUCCAUGCUAAUCUCAUCUCAUGUUGGGAAAUUAGUUGUAAAUCACAUAGAGUAUCUGGAUAGACAGGAUGCAAAGUUAUCAAGUAUACUCAUCCAACUCUUCUAUGUUGAAUAACAGAUUGGAGAAACUAUCAUGCAUUUUUGAAAUUGUUCCUCAUGCUUAUGCACCUUCUUUUUAUAGAUAAUUGAUUUCCUUUUAGUUUCCCCUGAUGGAACGAAAUUUUGAACUUUCUAUUCAUGAAAGAUCCUCCUUUUUUCAGUUGUGGCCAUCUGUGGAAAUGAUAUUUUAGUUCUUGUAUACAAGAUCAAUAACAAUUUAUUGCUUCUCAACUCUAGCAUGCUUGGAUUGCUAAUGAUCCGAGUCACCACAAAAUAGUGGAUAUUCUACCCUGAACCGUCUCCUUUUUCACAAUGUCCCUUCCAUCACAUUCAUUGUUCUGACUUCUACUGAUAUCCAUUCAAGCUCCUAUCUGACAACAUGCUCUUGCGAUACAGGUUGUGUUAGAUCCCUUGUAGCUUCAAUAUUUCAUCUUGUUAUUCCUUCAUGCCUUGAGGAUCACAACUAUGUUGUACAGUAAGUUUGUUUGUCACUCUGUGAAAAUAAUGGGGAAAGAUCAACUGAAAUGUGAAAGAAAAGGAUGUAGAGAAUAUCAAAGGAAAAAUGAGAAUAUGGAAGUGAAAAAAGAUGACAUGACCAUAUUUCCAUCCAAAGCUGAUGGAAAGAAGAGUGAGGAUGAAAUGGGUGAGAUAUUCUUAUCCUGAUGAUAAGAAAAUUGAACCAAUGUGGGACAUGAUAGUGGAUUAGGAAGUUAAAUUCAAAUCCACUUGAAUCGUUUUCUUUCUUUGUCCUUAAUCCUAAUUACAAAUGUAGGCAGGGAGGUGUAAAUAAAAAUUGUAAAAAAGAGACACAUAUCGGUACAUGCUAUAGAAUAGACCAAAACAAUUACUUUAUAGUGUUACUACUUUGUCAUAAUAAAGAUAAACUACUUCAUGAGCAUGAGUGAUUUCCUUGAUAAUGUUAUAGCCGCAUGUGCAUGUGGAGAGGGAAGCAUGAGGGGACUGAAGGAGUUCUCAAGACUCAUUUGGUUCACAGUUAAGAAUCACAGUCAAAGGUAUAAUAACCUUGAAGGAAGAAGGACAAGCAUAAGGGGAAGCAUUGUUUUCGGAGAUCUAUUCAAGAUUGGAGUGGGAUGAAGUGGAUAGUUUCCUUCAGAGCAAUGUAUAGUGCUAUAGGGAAAAUGAAAAAAUACCUUUCUUUUGGUACGGGAAAAUGACAAUAUUGUGGAAAUGGGUAAGCAGCAAAUGUAUUUGAUGAAUUCAUAUUAUAACUACCUGCUCCAUGGAGGUGAUACGAGGACCACGUGGAAGUCAAUGUGGAAUACUAUAACACCUAAAGGUGGGGUUUUAUAUGGUAUACUAUGUCUGAUCCUAACUUAAUGUCAGAUAAUCUGAGGAAGAGGAGAUGUUUAUAGUAAGUUGAUGUCACAUGUGCUAGAUGAAUGGGAAGGACUUGGACCAUCUGUUACUACAUUAGAACCUUGUAUAAAGUGACCUGCUUCUCUCGGGUGGUAGUCAAUAAUGCUUGCCUGACUCAUCAAAAAUUCAAAAUCUUCAAAGAAGAGGUAUCUUUCUAUGUAGCAGAUGUCAACUAUGUGGGGUUGAUGCAGAAACCAACUAUAAACCAUUUGUUUAUUCAUCGCAUGUGGGUUAUGCCAAGUAACACCUCACAACUACUAGUUGAUGGAACAGUGGCAGAACAGAAACAAGAAAUCAUAGUGGUGGAAGACUAUCUCAGCAUGCAUAUGGUGGACAGUGUGGAGGGAAAGAAACACUAGAUGUUUUGAAGAUAAGGCAAACAGAAUCAAACAGAUCAAGUUUAAUUGUAUGCUUUUGUAAUCUUAUUGGUCUAAGGAGGAGUUUGUAAAUGAUGCAGAAUCAAUUCUUAGCUUCUUAGAAUCCUUGUUAGAUAAGACAGGUGAUUUCUUCUCCUUUAUUGAGAGAUCUUCAAAGUAGUAAUACAAGUUAUAGCCAUGGCGUAUUGGAGCUUGAGGGAGAUAUUUAGUGUGCUUGCAGUUAGCUAAAAUGAAGACCACACAGGAUCCACAAAGCACAACUGAGAAACAAUCUUCAACUCAGGCUUCUCAUGAGGCCCAAAGUGACCAGCAGAACAAUGCAACCGAUACACCUGUAGCAGACUCAGGUUCAGUUUCUGCAUCAGGCAAUGACAACCGAAAAGUUUCACGUGAAGAUAUUGAACUAGUCCAAAACUUGAUUGAACGUUGCUUACAAUUGUAUAUGAAUAAGGAUGAAGUGGUUAAAACACUUCUUAAUCGUGCAAGGAUAGAUCCCGGAUUUACAGCUCUUGUUUGGCAAAAAUUGGAAGAGGAAAAUGCAGAUUUCUUUCGGGCCUACUACAUUAGGCUUAAAUUGAAGAAACAAAUCAUCUUGUUCAAUCAUUUGCUUGAGCAUCAAUAUCAUCUGAUGAAAUAUCCUGUGCCUCCGAAGGUUCCAUUGACUCCGAUGCAGAAUGGGAUAAAUACCAUGCCAGUCAACAACUUACCCAUGGGAUACCCCGUCCUACAACAACAUCCCCAUCCAGCUGCAGGUCAACCUCAUUUUGAUCCGAUGGGCAUGUCCAGUUGCCAUGUGGUUAAUGGUGUGCCUGCACCAAGCAACUAUCAUCCAAUGCAAAUGAACUCUGGAAAUGAUAUGGUGGUAGAAACGAGUGCAUCCGAUGUAGCACCAGCUGUUCCACCUAGCAAUGCCAUGUCUGAUAUGCCUGUAAGCCCUGCAUCAGUAGCUUCCAGUGGCCACUUCCCCUUCACCGCUUCGGAGAUUUCAGGGAUGGGAAUUGACACAUCAGUGCUUGACUCUUCGUUCCCAUCUGACGUAGCAAGUUCAGUAGGAUUGCAACUUCCACCAGAUAACGGUGUUGGUAAUUCUAGAGAUUUGCUGAGAUCCUUGGAUCAGAUUCCUUGGGAUUUCAGUCUUUCGGAUCUAACAGCAGACUUAUCAAACUUGGGAGAUUUAGGAUCUCUAGGAAACUAUCCUGGUUCCCCGUUUUUGCCUUCCGAUUCAGACAUUCUGCUUGAUUCUCCAGAACAAGAAGAUAUAGUUGAGGAGUUCUUCGUUGAUGUUGAAGCUGCCCCAGGGCCUGCAGCCUGUCCUCAAUCAGAUGAAGAGAAGUCUUAGUUUAAGUUAACACGAGCACGUGCUUAAUUCCAUAGCCAGAAUAAGGAGUUUGGCGUAAAAUGAUGUGAUCAGCUAAGAACAUUGAUUUACCUUUGUUAGGUAUGUCUGUGUAGUUAUUAACCCAACUUUUCUGGUGCCAAUGACUUACCUCGCUUUAUUCUUAUACUGAUCGAGUUGCACUAUUUUCUAUUCCAAUAGAUUUCACUUCCCUAGCUUGCGCGAUAUAUCAUUUGUAGAAGCAAGUCAGGAUAUGUCAGUUUCAUUCCUUUUGAUAUUAUUAAGCUUGUAUCUUUGGUAUUGAACAUUAACAAUCAGAUAAAAUCUGUUAACCAA